UAUGAGUACUUUUAUAAUUUGAAACUUUGAAUAUGUAAUUGGUUUUAUUUACAGUAUUUAUACAGUAGUAGAUAGUAGUGUUGAUGCCCAGUUAAAUCAAGAAAUAUUUGCUCUGUAAUUUAAUAGUUGCAUACAGUAUAAAGUGAUGGCAAGAAAUUAGCUAAUUUGGUAUGGCUAAACAUUUUAAACGAGAGUCAUGUUUAGAUGCAAUUGAAGAAACAGAGGAGCGAGUGGAUUACCUUAAGGAAAAGAAUGAAAAUUUGGACAUCAAAAAGCCUGCAAUCUUCAAGCACAAAGAAACCGUUGAUGUGGUCCAAGCUGAAAAAGAUAUUGAGAAGGCGCAGGAAGAAUGGGAUAAUUUAGGGUCCUCCGUUCACGGUGUAUUAAUCACUCCCUUAAAGACUGAUCCUAUUUCUUGUGAAGAAGUCUUGCAUUACUUUAAAUCAAAAGACAUGAAUAAAUAUAUGAAUAGUAUCAAACCAGUUAAACAGAGGAAAGGUUUUGGUGCUCUUAGGCAUUGGAUAAUAGGACCUCCUAAGCUUCAUGAAAACUUAAUUCCUGAUAGAAAUGUAUUUUUUGCCAUAGCAAUGUGCCCUUUUAACACAAGUGAGGAGGUGCAUAUGAGAGUGUUGCAAACGCUUUACAAAGCACUUACAUAUACAGAUAAAGACUGUCCACGAUAUGGACCACAUUGGGAGGAAAUCGGAUUUCAAGGCAUUGAUCCUGGAACUGAUUUAAGAGGUGUUGGAUUUCUAGGGCUUAUACAUUUACUUUAUCUUGCCUUAAACCCCUCUACUUUAGAACUCACCAGGGAGAUAAUGCAACUGUCUAAAACAGAGAAUCAAAAUUUUCCUUUUUGCACAAUGGGUAUAAAUAUGACAAGAAUUGUAUUAGAAGUCAUGCGUGAAGAAGUUCUGAACAGAGAAUGCAAUGGAAAAAUGGAUGUUUUUCAAGUUACUAAUGAUUUUUAUGCGGGAGUGUUUCUUCGGUUGCAGUACAUUUGGACUGAGCAAAAAAAGACAAUCAUGGAUUCUGGUUACGUUAUAAAAGAUUUAAGCUCUUUUGCAAAGAAGCAUUCAACUGUGAUAUUAAAAGAUUUUUCUGAAUAUGUGAAAAGAAGGAAAAAUCUCCCUAGCUGCCAUUUAAAUGGACCGUCAAGAAAUAAAGAUGAUGGAGUGGUGAUAAAAGUAUGAAGUACAAAAAACAAAAUCUUAAUCUAGUUUCACUAUUUUUAUACAGGAUGGGGCAAAAGGUAUAAAUUGGUUUCAAUUAGCCAGUACUCGUCCUGUGGUGGUGGUGGGAGGAGGGGAGGGGCCUCGUUGUGGCAAUGGAAGAAUUAAUUUUCAUUUGCAACCAUGGUUUGGAUGGAGAGCAUCGUGGGUUUGCUAUUAGAACUUUUUAUGGGAAUGGCCAUAUCACCACGCAGAGGGCCUUCCGACAGAUUUUCCAUGAAUGCAUCACAGUUGGAUGCCACCUGAUGUCAUCUUUAAAACUUAAUGGAAAAAACUAGAUUGUCUACUGUGUGGAACAAUAUAAACAUAAUUUCUGCAAGUUGAGUUGUUUUUGUUUUACAUCCCUUUACAACCAAUUCAGAUCUUUUGCCCCAUCAUGUAGUUUGUAAAUAUGCAAUUUUUACUGUGAUGAAAGAAAAGAAAGUGUACUUCAAAAUCCUUUUUGAAAGUAUUUAACUUUUUUUUUCAUUCUGAUUUAAGUUAAUUUUACACAACAUUAAAAUUUUAUGCAGAUGAAAUACACUCAUCUUUGAAGUAAGAAAAAACAACGUUAAAAAAAGCACAAAUUUGCCAAUCUUGCUGUAAUUGGCAAAUUUGUGCUUUUUUUAACGUUUUUUCUAAGUUUAGUGCUCAGCACAAAGGUAUUUAUUUAUCUUAACUCAUCUUUGACCCAUAGGUAUUCUCUCACACUUAACAAUUGACAAAGUUAUGCAAUCCAUGCAAAAAUGUAUCGCAUUCAAAUACGUUCAUGUAUUUUUUAAAACUUAUUUUUUAACAUACAUCAA
Messenger RNA from Uloborus diversus, 2017 nucleotides. Its product is annotated as ELMO domain-containing protein 3-like. The record is from RefSeq and is a predicted model, not a curated record. NCBI's taxonomy places the organism in Eukaryota, Metazoa, Arthropoda, Arachnida, Araneae, Uloboridae.